Molecule: messenger RNA, 1264 nt
Organism: Sinocyclocheilus anshuiensis
Lineage: Eukaryota; Metazoa; Chordata; Actinopteri; Cypriniformes; Cyprinidae
Gene: isca2
Product: iron-sulfur cluster assembly 2
Exons: 4
Coding region: 49-543 (164 amino acids)
Biological process (GO): iron-sulfur cluster assembly
Cellular component (GO): mitochondrion
Molecular function (GO): iron ion binding; 4 iron, 4 sulfur cluster binding; 2 iron, 2 sulfur cluster binding
Source: RefSeq, a predicted model, not a curated record
UAGAUAACUUCUUCAUGCGCAUGCGCAGUAGUAUCAGGGCUACAGAAGAUGUCAUUCGCCAGAAGACUGCUCAUAAGCGCCCCUAAAACAGCGUCAUUUCACCUUUUCAAAGUUCAAAGAGUCCGAACAUGUUCAGCUCCUCUCACCUCCACCGCGUGCUACAGCAGCGCCUCCUCCACCCAAGAGGAGCCCCAAAACCCCUCCAGCAGCAGCCCAGCGGAGAACAUCCGUCUCAGUCAGUCCUGUCUCGAGAGGCUCGCUGAGAUUAUGGAAAAGGGAGAGUAUCUGAGGAUAGCAGUGGAGGGAGGCGGAUGUUCAGGAUUCCAGUAUAAAUUCGCAGUGGAUACUGUUAGAAAUGAAGACGACAGAGUGUUUGAAAAGAAUGGUGUUGAGAUAAUAGUUGACCAGGACAGUCUGGAGUUUGUGAAAGGAUCCACCAUUGACUUCAGUCAGGAGCUCAUCCGUUCUUCCUUUCAGGUGUUGAAGAACCCACGGGCUGAACACGGCUGCUCAUGCGGCUCGUCUUUCUCUGUCAAAAUCUGACACCCAUCUUCUCUCCAUCACAGUUAUAGUUUAUGAAGUUGUUAGUGCAUGCAUAGCUAUGUGCUUAUUGAAGAUCAGCCAAAAGCAUGAUAAUAAGCUAACGUUAGGGGUUCUGAUUUGUUAAAACUAUUAAUAUGACCACAGAUGACAUAAUAGAAGAAAAACAAAUAUCAGACCCUGCAGUUGUGUUAGUGUGUUGUAUAUAAGGAAGAGUAUAUAUAUAAUAUAUGGUUUUCCAUUGCCUGUUAAGAUCAUUCUUUUUUGGGGGAAUAUUCUCAGGGUCAUUUGCAUAGCUUAAUCACAGACUAUUAUUAUGUGAUUUGAAUCAUGUGAUAAUGAAUCAGCAUUUCUUAAGGUACAGCUCAGAUUUAAUGCAAGUCAUUUGUUUUUAUUACGAAAUGAUAGAUUAAUCACAGAAUUGAAUCGAAAUACUUCCUGAUUACAUUAUAAAAAGUGUAAGUAAAUCUCAUGUUGUCUUGAUCAUAAGGAAGUUCGUUAUCACAGUAUGUGUUCUUUGUUUUACGCUGACAAAGUCUUGUCCUGAAGAUGAUCAAAGCCAACAAAUCGUCAAAAUAUUUUAAAGGAAUCUUCCGGGUUCAAAAGAAGUUAAGCAGCAUUUAUGCCAAAAAUAAUUUUGACUCUGUCCUCAUUAUAAGUAUGUACCGAGUACUGUGUAAACUAUAUUUAGUGUUAUAAUUGAUAUGUCACAGAUAUGUAUUAA